AUGAGAACAGACGAGGUUCGCGAUGAACAAAGAAAUUUCUUGAGGAAUAGCGCCGGCGAACUUCUUUAUGAAGGAACUGGACACCUCUGGUCAGUUCUACCGACUAUUGAGGAUGUAUUAGAAAAUACGGGCAAUGGUGAUUUUCGGGCGAAAAUAUAUUCGGAUGGAAUCCAAGACUCGCUGUUUUCUAUUAAUUCACCAACGACUCGUCCAUUAUCUGAGCUUCCAAUCGUUUGUUAA
Molecule: messenger RNA, 240 nt
Organism: Ambispora leptoticha
Lineage: Eukaryota; Fungi; Glomeromycota; Glomeromycetes; Archaeosporales; Ambisporaceae
Source: the annotation of a GenBank genome assembly